CUCAUGGUACACUGUACACCAUUUACACAGACUGUUACAUUCAUGUGUGUUAACCAAUGCCCGUAGCACGUGACACGCCUCCUAUGCGCCGUGAGCAGAAGCAACUUGGACUCCACUGCAGACUCACAGAUCUUCGCCGGUAGCGGAUGAAGCAACUUCCAGCGAAUCAUUUGUUGCGGGUUCACUUUUGUUCGGGUUGCAGACAGACCCUGCGAAGCAGUUCUUGGGUCGUUGGAUUAGAGUUAAGAGGAGAGGAAAGUGCCAUUUUCUGCUUUUAAAACACAGAACGCGCUCUAGACAGGGUGGUCUUCUCUUCCUAUGAAACGACCACUGUGGCAGGUUUCUCCAAGAGCCUCAGUGUCAAACACAGAAGCUGUGGACGAUAAAUAGGAUGUCCUUGGACAACGUGAAUCCUCUACCUGACUUCUAAACUUGUUGCAUUUGCUCUAAAACACCUCCGGGUGCGCGUUUCGGUUACUUGUUUGUGCGUAACAGCGGAACAGCUAUUCAAAGUGGACUAUAACUGAUGAGCUGUGUGUAAAAACCUGCACUUUUACAUAAAUAUCCAUUUAUGAGGAGAUGUCCUUUCUGCUUGUGGCGGAUUUGUGAAAGCAAAACCUGCUUCAGUUGCACCGGGUCGCGCACACUGGGUCAGCAUGGCAGCCGGAGUCGCCGCUUGGCUACCGUUCGCGCGCGCCGCGGCCAUAGGAUGGAUGCCCGUGGCGAGCGCCCCGAUGCCGCCGCCUCCACGGGAAAAGAGGCGAGGUCAGGACGGUCUGAUCAUCUUGAACGUCAGCGGCACAAGGUUUCAAACUUGGCGGAAUACUUUGGAGAGGUACCCCGACACCUUACUGGGAAGCACAGAGCGCGACUUCUUCUUCCACGAGGAGACCAACGAGUACUUUUUCGACCGCGACCCGGACAUUUUCAGGCACAUCCUCAACUUCUACCGAACUGGGAAGCUGCACUACCCUCGCCACGAGUGCAUCUCCGCCUAUGACGAGGAGCUGGCCUUCUUCGGCAUCAUUCCUGAGAUAAUAGGGGACUGCUGUUAUGAGGAGUACAAAGAUCGCAGGAGGGAGAACACGGAGAGAAUUCAAGACGAUGAGGAGAACGAAAACAACAAAGAUUUGGUGCUGCCGGAACUGUCGUUCCGCGAGUCCAUGUGGCGCGCGUUUGAGAAUCCGCACACGAGCACCAUGGCGCUGGUGUUUUAUUACGUCACGGGCUUUUUCAUCGCCGUCUCUGUUAUGGCCAACGUGGUGGAGACUGUCCCGUGCAGCAGCGGGCCAAACCGGGCGAAGGAGGUCUCGUGCGGUGAGCGCUACGCCCUCGCGUUCUUCUGCUUGGAUACGGCCUGCGUCAUGAUCUUCACCGUCGAGUACCUGCUGCGUCUGAUCGCUGCGCCCAGCAGGUACAAGUUUGUCAAAAGUGUCAUGAGCAUUAUUGACGUGGUGGCCAUCAUGCCUUACUACAUAGGCUUGGUCAUGACAGACAACGAGGACGUGAGCGGGGCCUUCGUCACCCUCAGGGUCUUCAGGGUCUUUCGGAUUUUCAAAUUUUCGCGGCACUCCGCGGGACUGCGCAUCCUGGGGUACACGCUCAAGAGCUGUGCGUCCGAGCUGGGCUUCCUGCUCUUCUCGCUCACCAUGGCCAUCAUCAUCUUCGCCACCGUUAUGUUCUACGCGGAGAAGAGCUCAUCCGCCAGCAAGUUCACCAGCAUACCGGCGGCUUUCUGGUAUACCAUAGUUACCAUGACAACGCUGGGAUAUGGAGACAUGGUUCCUAAGACCAUUAUGGGAAAGAUCUUCGGCUCUGUUUGUUCUUUGAGUGGUGUGUUGGUGAUCGCUCUUCCCGUUCCAGUCAUUGUGUCCAAUUUCAGUCGGAUCUACCAUCAGAGUCAGCGAGCAGAGAAGCGUCGUGCCCAAAAGAAAACCAGGCUUGCUAGAAUUCGUGCGACGAAGAGCGGUGGCGCUAAUGCUUAUUUGCAGUACAAACGCAAUGGAAUGCUGGCAGACGCGGAGGAGGAGGCAUCAAAAGAGGCUGGCAAAUCUUUGGUAUGUAAGAUCAACCCCACUUUUGAGACCCAGCAUCACCAUCUUCUGCACUGCUUGGAGAAAACCACGAAUCAUGAGUUUGUGGAUGAGCAAACUUAUGAGACAAACUGUAUGGAGGUUUCCCUAACGAAGCCGUCCAUGUCCCGUUCCUCAUCGCUGUCCUCCUCUCCACAUGGCCUGUCCUCCUGCUGCACGCGCAGAAACAAGCGCAAGAGCUUCAAUGUCUCCAAUUCCAACAUGGUCGGCGGCCGCAGGGGCAGCAUACAGGAGCUCAGCACCAUCCAGAUCAGAGAGAGACCAAUGAGCAACAGCCGCUCCAGUCUCAAUGCCAAGUUCGAAGAAACUUUACCCCUGAAUUCAGAAGAGCAGUCCUACAUCACUGCCGCUGUCAUCAGCAUGCCCACCCCACCCGUGACCACACCCGAGGGCGGAGACUCAGCCAGCUCGCCUGACUUCUUGCAAAGCAACAUUGUCAGGGUGUCUGCCUUAUAGACCGUCUGCCGUGACCAUUAGCCAUUUUAUUUAGCAAGUGGACGCUGGAGCAGCAAGGAUCGACGGAGCCCCCUAGUGUAGUGGAGGAGGCACUGAAGCUGGAUGGGCCAUAGCUGGACCUUUUUAUUUAUUUAUUUUUUAAAUCAGCUCCUGCCCAGAGCUCUCCGUCUCUGUGAGCUCAAUCAGCUCUAACUCUAGGCCCAUACAUCAUGUGAUUCAUGCUGGGGUCCAAUAAGCUUUCACUCAACCCAUAGAGGAAAACAGUGAACAUUGUGUUUGUUACAGCUUCUAUAAUUUUUCCGUAUUGUGAGUCUUUAAAUCUGUUGUCUUCAGUUUGAUGGGAUCGGCAGAUAUUUGGGACGAAUAAGGAGUGUACCAGCAGGGGCAGGAUUUUACAAGCUUUUACACAGCUGUAAGCACUUUUGAUACUAUAAAGUAAAGCUGGGCUCUACUAGGGUAUGCUGUCGGAUGCUUUUGUGUGUGUGUGUGUGUGUGUGUUUGAGACCAAUCUCUUGCAUGUUUCACGUAAGUCUUUGUCUUUUUUUCAAUUCGGCAUGAGCAAUAAGGAUUGGCUCUUUUUGUCAGAAUGUGUGCUUUUUACUUUUGCCUAGUUAUAUAGUAUUGAUCUUUCCAAUCCAAUGAGUGUGUAAAAACAGCUGUUUUGAGAGAUUAGUCUGUUGAUACAGGUGAUAAACAAAGAAAAUCUUGUAUCACACUCUCUCUGUCCCACCCAUGUUGUGUUCAUUCCUUCCCGGGCCUAAUGAGAUGUUAUUCUUCUUCUUCUUUUUUUUUUCUUUUUUUUUUUUUUUUUUUUUUUGUGGCAAAAAGCAAAUGGAAAAGGAAACGCCUGUUGUGUUUCAAUAUAUGUGACUUUCUCAAACUGACAGUGGAGGCUUGUGGACUUGAGCUCUAAUACUAGGCAUUCCGUUUUAUACUCCAAAGUUUGCGAGUUAACUGUGAAAAGAAAAAUAACGUGCUUAUUUAUUAUAUUCGUUAAAAUUAUUGUGCAUGUUGUCGAACAUAUGGUGAAACCGGCCAACUUGGACCAGCGCAUAGAGCCCACCCAGGACUUUUAUUCUUCCCUCCCUUUAAAGAUGUACUUUUAUCAGCACACAUUCUUAGGUCUGUCUAUUAUUUCUGGAUAAUGGCAUCAAGCUGUGUGUGAUGACACGUUGAGAAUCAUCCAAUCAGGUUCUUUGUACUGUAUGGAGAUUAUUAUAUCAUUGUGAUCAGCCAAACACGCUUAGUGUUGAACUUAAAAACGCAAAAAUCUCACAAAGUCACAUUCAGGUUUGUUUCACUCCAAAAUCAAAAGAGAAUAAAUUAUAUUUUGCUUAAAAUUGUUUUAAAAGUCAUAUUAAUCAACAUUUGAAUGAUAAUUAAGCACACUCCAUGCAAAAUCUCAUUACCGUACGUUUUAGUUCUUUGUAUUUCUCAUUUUCAAUGGUGAUUUUCAUUACUGUAAUACAGUAUUAUAAAAAAGCAAAUGUAUAAUGCUUCAUAAUGAUUGUAAAAAUACUUCAGAAAUGUAAAUCAUUCCAUUACAGUAAUGAAAAUUGUAUUUUGGCA
This is a messenger RNA of Cyprinus carpio (common carp), 4118 nucleotides long. RefSeq names its product A-type voltage-gated potassium channel KCND2-like. Gene Ontology annotation, biological process: potassium ion transmembrane transport; protein homooligomerization. The record is from RefSeq and is a predicted model, not a curated record. Lineage: Eukaryota; Metazoa; Chordata; Actinopteri; Cypriniformes; Cyprinidae. Gene Ontology annotation, cellular component: voltage-gated potassium channel complex; membrane. Gene Ontology annotation, molecular function: protein binding; A-type (transient outward) potassium channel activity.